GCACACAGCAAGCUCCUCCUCCAGCUGGGCGUGCAAAAGGCCAGCCCGUGUCUGUGAGCAGCUUGGAAGCAUCUUUGUCUCUGCUGCUCUCUCCUUCCCCAUUCACACUCUGGAAUGCAUCUUUUCCAGCUUCACCAGCCUUCUCCUAAUUUUGAUCUGGGAGAUCCGUACAGUCGCCAUCUGCGCACAGAAUACAACAGCCUGCAUGACCCACAUCUGCAGGACUACCACAACCGCAAAGACAACCUGCAGAACCUGAAGAACAGGGGCCUUGUCACCAAUGCUGGCAAAGUUGUCUGCACUCUGAAAGAGUUCAAUGAGUACAGGCAGUACCUGACCAGGCUGAAGCUGGAGCAGGAGAAAAUAAAGAGGCAAGAAGAGGUAGGCAAAACGUGGUGUUGGGAGGCACGUGUCAGUGGCAUGGCACCGAGGGCACGGGCUUUACUUGAUGGAUCUGAGGGAGAUGGGGAAUGCAGAAGAGGUGAGGGCUGGGCUGGGGGUGCAGGCACUGUGGCAUGGAAAGGACAACCCUGCUUGGGGCUGAGUUAUCGCCGCAUGCUGGCGUGGGGUGGCUGGGAAUGUUGCUUGCUUGCAAACUGAGCACCGAGGCAGCUCUUCUCUU
This is a messenger RNA of Phasianus colchicus (ring-necked pheasant), 622 nucleotides long. The record is from RefSeq and is a predicted model, not a curated record. Lineage: Eukaryota; Metazoa; Chordata; Aves; Galliformes; Phasianidae.